Molecule: messenger RNA, 765 nt
Organism: Thunnus maccoyii (southern bluefin tuna)
Lineage: Eukaryota; Metazoa; Chordata; Actinopteri; Scombriformes; Scombridae
Product: protein FAM180A-like
Exons: 3
Coding region: 220-720 (166 amino acids)
Source: RefSeq, a predicted model, not a curated record
GCAAACUCUAUAAAGUUGUGCUUACUAAAAUGCUGUGGAUAUGAAGAACCAAGAUUCAAAAUUAUUGACGUCUUCCUCUGCAUUACAGCCAACUGGCUUUUGGUCCUUUUUUCCAAGGUGGAAAAAUGCACGGUAUUCAGUCUGAGUUGUUUUUGCCUGGAUUCACAAAAGUAGGAGAGGAGAGGUGAGGAGGAUGCAGUGAUAUCUCUCGGCAAAAUAAUGACAAUAAUGCAAAUAAGCUUAAAACUUAAAAUCUGGCUGCACAUCAUUUUGUGGCUUUGUUUUCAGCGAGUUCUGCAGGAUGCAGCUGCAGGCUUUGAUCCGACUUCUCAAAGAACUGACUCCUCAGUGUCUGAUGCAAACUUGAUGUUUGAGUUCUUGCUGGGUGGGGUAGAGAUCGACCAGGACAACAACAUUGUUCUGCUUGACAAGGAGAUGGCAUCAAUGAGGUCGGGGCGGGCUUUCCUGGCUAAGGUCAAUGACAGCAUUCCCAGAAGUCUCAGCCCCAUGGUGCAGAUGGUGGACACACUAAAGAGUCAGAGGAGACCGAUGACUCAGGCUCAGUUUGACAGUCUUGUCCUGAACCUGGUGUACUCUGCCCACCAGGCCUGGCACCAGGACACGAAAAAGGAACAGGAGCGCUGGGGAGGAGUGCUCCUCCAGCUGGUAAACAUCACUGUCCAUGAGCUACGCGGAAAUUAUCUCUUCAAUUAUGCUUAAUACAGAUGCUGUUCUGUAUGAGAUGAAGGUGUGUGCAAUAAAUCA